Cooperia oncophora is the source of this 270-nucleotide messenger RNA. The record is from the annotation of a GenBank genome assembly. NCBI's taxonomy places the organism in Eukaryota, Metazoa, Nematoda, Chromadorea, Rhabditida, Trichostrongylidae.
AUGAAGAAAUGGCAGCUCCUAGCUGAGCUGAACUGGACCGGUGGGUUAGUCUUCGGUGAAUGGAGUCAGUGGACCGAAUGGACACCAUGCAUCAAUGGAGAGAGAAGCCGUGUACGUGCAUGUAGCUCAAAACGGGCAGCUCUACGAAUUGUCUGUCAUGGAUCGGCUAAAGAGGUCCAAAGGUGCUUCUCUAUGGUUGAAACGCAUGUGCCUGUCGCCGAAGAUCCGUGGUCUAUCGAACGUGAAAUCAGUGGCAACUUCAAAGUUUGA